Molecule: messenger RNA, 1113 nt
Organism: Trichoderma reesei QM6a
Lineage: Eukaryota; Fungi; Ascomycota; Sordariomycetes; Hypocreales; Hypocreaceae
Exons: 3
Coding region: 1-1113 (370 amino acids)
Molecular function (GO): methyltransferase activity
Source: RefSeq, a predicted model, not a curated record
AUGUCCAUCUCGUCCCUCCUGACUCACCCAAACGGCGUCUCCAUCUUCCCCGAGCUUUCCGCCUCGGAGCAGUACCAGCUCUCCCGCGAAGCCCUCGAGGAGGCCGAGGAGGCCAUCGUCGCCGACCUGGCCGAGAGCGUCCACAGCAGAACCGACGACUCCGCCUCGGACGCCGGCUACGACAGCGACAGCGCCAGCUCCGCCAGCACCUCCGUCAUGUCCUCGGUCCGCGACUACAUGUACGAGAACGGCCGGCGCUAUCACCGCUUCCGCGAGGGCAGCUACAACUUCCCCAACGACGACGUCGAGCAGGAGAGGGAGGACAUGAAGCACGCCAUGGUCAAGCUCCUGUGCAGCCAGAAACUGCACUUUGCCCCCAUUGGCGACAACCCCCAGGAGAUUCUCGACAUUGGGACGGGGACGGGCAUCUGGACGAUUGAAAUGGGAGACAGAUUCCCCAGUGCCCAUAUCCUGGGAAUCGAUCUGUCGCCCAUCCAGCCCGACUGGCUGCCACCCAACGUCCGCUUCAUGGUCGACGACGUGGAAUCGCCAUGGCUGUAUCCGCGAAACCACUUUGACUACAUCCACUCUCGACACACGGUCAUGGCCAUCCGAGACUGGGACACGCUUCUCCGGACAGCCCUAGACCAUCUCAAAUUCGGCGGCUGGAUCGAGCUACAAGAGAUCCAUCACACGCCACGAAGUGCCCUCACAGGCGGCAACGGCGAGAUGCCCCCCGACCACCCCGUCGCCCGCUUCUGGAAGCACGUAACCGACGGCCUCGCCGCCCUGGGCAUCGACCUCGACGCCGUCGCCGACGCCAAGCUCUCCGACGCCAUGCGCCGCGCCGGCUUCGCAAACGUCACCGAGCGCGUCCUCCACGUCCCCAUCGGCACCUGGCCCAAGAACAAGGUCCUCAAGACCGUCGGCCUCUACUGGCGCACCAUCCUGCUCGACGGCCUGCAGGCCAUUGCCCUGGGGCCCCUGACGCGGGGCCUCGGCUGGAACCGCGAGCAGGUCGAGAUGCUCCUCAUCGAGGUCAGGCAGGCCUACUUUGACAAUGCUCCGCUCAUGUACAUGCCCUUUCACAUCAUUUACGCCCAGAAGGCGUAA